AUGUCGGAGACAGUGCAAAGAAGAGAUGAGGAGGAGUUUGCUAGGUUGAUCCAUAUUCUUGAAUACGGUAAAGAAUUCUUGGAGCUACUGGAGGAUAAAAAGGCUAUCGUGGUAGCUUGCCUGAUCAAUGGAUUAUGGAUAGAGCACCGAUUGGAUAAGAAUAGAAGUGGUUCCCAGAAAACACACUGUCAUGUGUUUCAAGACGUGCAACAAAAGAAUGUUUCUUGGGUUGGAAAACCAACACCGAACCACAAGACACAAGAAGAACUGGGAUUGUUGUCCCUUUCAACCAUUUUUAGACCUUCUCUUCCCAAUUUUACUAACAUUUAUGAGUAA
This is a messenger RNA of Dovyalis caffra, 336 nucleotides long. Lineage: Eukaryota; Viridiplantae; Streptophyta; Magnoliopsida; Malpighiales; Salicaceae. The record is from the annotation of a GenBank genome assembly.